This is a messenger RNA of Thlaspi arvense, 1965 nucleotides long. The record is from the annotation of a GenBank genome assembly. Lineage: Eukaryota; Viridiplantae; Streptophyta; Magnoliopsida; Brassicales; Brassicaceae.
AUGCAAAUGACAGAGAUCUUCAGUGACACCGGCUUCAGACAGUUAUCUCAGAUGCUCCUGUCAGUAAUCUUCUUCCACACAUCGGAAUACGUUCUAGCCAUCGCCAUCCACGGAGCCUCGAAUGUAACUCUAGGCUCACUUUUGAUCAGCAAGCACUACGCUUUAGCAAUGCUCGUGGCGCUGCUCGAAUACCUAACCGAGAUCAUCCUCUUCCCGGAGCUGAAACAGCACAUGUGGGUCAGCAACUCUGGGCUCAUAAUGAUCAUCGUCGGUGAAAUCGUAAGGAAAACAGCGAUAAUAACAGCGGGAAGGUCGUUUACACACCUCGUAAAGAUCAACCACGAGGAGCAUCACAGGCUUGUGACUCAUGGUGUGUACAGAGUAAUGAGGCAUCCGAGUUACUGCGGGUUUCUCAUCUGGUCGGUCGGGACACAGGUUAUGCUCUGUAAUCCCGUUUCAACGGUUGUGUUCACGGUUGUCGUGUGGCGUUUCUUCGCUCAGAGGAUACCGUACGAGGAGUAUUUUCUGGAGCAGUUUUUUGGAGCAGAGUAUGUAGAGUAUGCAGAGCGUGUUGCUUCUGUCAUCACAAACACAAUGUGGAUACAAAAAAUUAAGAAUUUGCGAGACCCUCUCUCCGAUGUAGAAGGUUUUGACGUGGACAUGAAAAUUACCACAGGGUUUGACUGUUUAAGCGACACCUGUCACCGUUUGGAGACGAUGUUGUGCGGAGGCUGUCGUGCCUCCGUGCACUUGUGGGACCACCGUCAUCAUCCUACUCCCUGGUUAGGGAUUUUCGGUGGUAAGGUUUUCCAGAAAUCUUCAUUCGUGCUCAGACCUCCGUCGGCAAAAUUGCAGCAGCGGAUGAAAUCUUCGUCUCGGUCUCACUGCAAAACUCCUGGCCAAAUCUCAGUUCCUUACGGUGUUUCAGUUUCUCCCGAGAUUGAAAUCUGGAUGCUUGAUGUGAAAUUUCCUGAUAAUUGCAUAGCCGACAAUUGUGUUCUUGGGUUUCAAGACGAAACAAGAGAUAGAUUUGUUAUGUUUCUACUCAAAGUUGGAGUCUUUACUAAAGUAUCUGUAUGUUUCUUCUUCCGAAGCCAGGGAGAAGAUGAUCCCGAGCUUCCAGUUGAAGGGCUUUCUCCAGUCGCAGGAGGCAUUGUUGCUCUAGGGAAGUUUGAUGCGCUGCAUAUCGGUCACAGAGAGCUAGCAAUUCAAGCUGCAAGAGUUGGUACUCCUUAUCUAUUGUCUUUCGUUGGAAUGGCUCAAGUACUCGGUUGGAAACCUAGGGCACCAAUAGUAGCCAAAUGUGAUCGAAGACGGGUGCUUUCCUCUUGGGAAUCAUGCUGUGGGAACAUUGCACCAGUAGAGUUUGAGAUAGAAUUUGCCAGCGUUCGACAUCUUAACCCACAACAGUUUGUGGAGAAACUGUCAAGAGAGCUCCGAGUCUGCGGAGUUGUGGCAGGAGAAAAUUACAGGUUCGGAUAUAGAGCUUCUGGUGACGCCUCUGAGCUUGUGAGGUUAUGCGAAGAGUACGGUAUCAGCGCUUACAUCAUUAACUCAGUGAUGGAUCAGAAUCAAGUCUGUGGAACCGCAGUGACGGAGGAGGACUCAAAGUCAAAGGAAAGAGGACAAGUCUCGUCCACACGAGUCCGUCACGCUCUUGCUGCAGGGGAUGUGAGGUAUGUAACAGAGCUUCUGGGGAGACCACACAGGGUUGUCUCGAAGGUGAGGACACAAGACAUAACGGGCAAAAGAGGGAUGAUCUCGCUUCAGACAUCGUCGCUGCUGAAUUUACCGCCUGGGAAUGGAGUUUACAAAGCAUGUUCGCUUAUAGUUGGUGACGAGCAUCCAGUUUCGUGUAAGGUUGUUGUGGAUUCAUGGAAUCUCCAUAUAGAAACAGAGGAAGUACGUUUCCGUAACUCAGAUGGGUCUAAAGAGUUUCUGCUCUUAGGAGUUGAAUUCGGUUGA